Coffea eugenioides is the source of this 1477-nucleotide messenger RNA. RefSeq lists its product as uncharacterized. The transcript has 2 exons. Lineage: Eukaryota; Viridiplantae; Streptophyta; Magnoliopsida; Gentianales; Rubiaceae. The record is from RefSeq and is a predicted model, not a curated record. Gene Ontology annotation, molecular function: protein binding. The coding region runs from base 87 to 1220 and encodes 377 amino acids.
GGAAAUUUAGGAAUUCAAAGCUGCAAUAGAAAUCAGCGUCCUUCUUUUGUUUUUCCCCACUCAACCGCUUCUGCAAGAGGCUAAACAUGAGUGUACAAGAAGCUGAUAUGCUAUCUUCCCAACCCAUACCAAAGAGGCAAAAAUUCGAACCUGACAAGCAUCUCUUUGUGUGUUUUAUGCCCGUUGUAUUUCCUCUCAAUCCAAUGUGGUAUGCUGUGAAGUCUGUUUCAUUAUCGCAUUUGUCUGGCGGUUCAUCUGAGCACGACAAUCGGCUCCAGGAUGUGGUUGAAUGGAGUGACGCGACCUUACCUUAUGCUAUGGGCUUUUGUUGUGCAGGAGGUAUUCUCUAUGGUGUUGGUGGUGAAAUUUUUGGCGAGGACAGUAUUGACCAAAAUUCUUUGGUCCGAGAGUUGAGGUUCACGCAUCUCCCUCUUGGAGGAAAAAGUUAUCUGCAUUCUGGUAUAAGAAGCUCAACGAAAUGGGGGAAGUUUUUGCCCAUUGUAGUAGAAAUUGGUGGUCUUAUCUAUGCCCUCUCUCGGCCCCCAAUCGUAGAUUAUGCACGACGUGAAACAGUCUUUGAGGUUUAUGAUCCUUCAAAAAAUGAAUGGACUAGUCUAGAUGGCCCCCCUUUCUUGUGUCCAUGUACUUUUAGUGGUUAUUCAUACGUGGUUAUUGAUAAGAAAUUAUGUGUUUCAAAUCAGGCUGGCUCGUGUGCUUUUGACACUGAAAAUUGGACAUGGGAAGCUUGCGAUUUAUUUGCUGGUUUCUAUGAUAGUGAUAUUAUGAGCUCUGAAGAAAAGUACUUUUUCAUGGAAAGCCAUGAAGAUUAUAAGUACUUUUUAGGUGGUGAUAUUGGUCCUCCAUUUCCAUUUGUUGAAGAUGCCAUCUUGUAUGAGGAUUUCUUGUUGUGCAACGUGCCUUAUUUCAACCCCCCUGUAGUCGCUCUUGAGAUUGUUCGUGGGAAAGUUGCCAGAAGGCUGACCUUGUUGAACGGCAUACGGCCCCGUGCUAAUUCUCAUUUUGUUGAUCUAGGAGGAGGUGACUUUUGUCUUGUUUCCCAAGCAGAUGAACGGGACGAAUGCCCGGAAGAGCUGACAGUUGUCAAGUUUAAGGUUUGGAAAGGUGAAGAUGGAGGCUUGGGAUGUGUAGAUGUGAUGGAAUCCACUCUUAAAUUUAGUGCCCCAGGUCUGUGCGAGACCAUCUAUGUGUUCGCAAUGUGAGACAAAAAAAGUUUUUUAAGACUUGGGUGAACCUAUUUAGCUACAGUCAUCGCAAUUAAGGUUGAUAUUCAGAGCAUAUGCAGCUGAGGAUUUGAAAAUCUUUGGAGCAUUCAUGUGUUCUUUUUGUCUCUGUGUCUGUUAGCAACGAAUGUGUGUGUUAUUUGUAAAUUAGAUGCUGGCGCCCGUGCACGAAUUUUAUCGCUUAUAUGCCCGUAAAGGGGGAUUAUCUGUUGUGAACUUCUUGAUGUUUAUUACUA